UCAAAAUAAAAUGACAGCGUCAAGUCAAAGAAGAAAGGAUUGAGUCUCCACAAAUUUGUCUUUUUAUAAAAAUAAAACUAGUAGAUGGAUAUCACCGUAAUUUUUAGUUCAUAGGACAGUGCAGUGUUUUUUGGUGACUUGCAUAUACAUUACCAUCAUUCUGGAUUCCCAAAAGAGGACUUACCUGGACAUCUACAAGAUGGAUUUGGCGGAGACCAUGAAGAGUGUGCUCGCGAAGAGCACUGGCGGGUCGGGCGGCGGCGGAGGAAGCGCGGGCGCGGCGCCGCACGCCGCAGAGGGCUACGUCACGGAGAAGCUGUACAUGCUGCUGCAACUGUAUCUGCAGAACAAGGGCUGGAGCCCCAGCAUCGAGCUGUUGCAGUGUUUCAGUGACCUUAAGGACUCCUCCAUGCUGCCCAGUGCUGCAUACCUUCAAAUGAUGGCAUCAAGAGUGGGGCUGGAUACGCAAGGCCGACUAAUUCUUAGAGAAAACGGGAAAAUAAUUCUGCCUUAUGAGCACUUUGCCAAUGCUGUUAUGCUGAAGCAUAUGAAUGGUCCCCAUGGCCUGCAUUUAGGUUUGGAAGCUACAGUCAGAGCAGUGGUAGAAUCAUACACAAUAGGGCGGGAGCAGUUUGGCAUGGAGAAGGAGUUCAUCGUAGAGGUGGUGCAGAAUUGUCCGAACCCAGCCUGCCGCUACUACAAGAACCAGCUAGAGAUGACGCAGAAGUCCAUACAGCAGCACCUUUCGCAACAGCCUACUUAUAUUCCUGAGUCGGGCGCGGCGAACCUGGCGGACAGCCAGGCGGUGGAGCGGCUGCUGCGCGGCUCGGCGCUGCAGGACUACCAGCUGCCGCUGGCGCCGCACCUCGCCGCCCUCAGUGAGUUGCUAUCGGGGCUAACGUCGGAAAAGCCGGACCGGCGCACGCAGACGCAAGACAAGCUCUCUCAACACCAGCAACAACUACUCCUGCAGCACCAGUCCCGCUCGCUGCACCAGGACAAGUACAGCCACCAGCGCUCCGGAACCUCCUCCGACACCAAGAAGCAUCACUACACAGACGAGCACAAACUCACUGACUUCCUCAGAGCGAACCUAGAAAGCCUAGAGUCGCUAUCGGGCUCGGGCGGCGGCAGCGGCGCGCCGAGCUCGGCCUCGGGCGGCGGCGGCGGGGGCGGGCAGGAGCGCGUGGUGCGCGCCUUCGCCGAGCUGGCGCGCAACCUGCAGCGCAUGCGGCCCUGCGUGCGCCCCGCCAUGUGCAAGCCCUACGGCAAGCAGUCCGAGCAGCUGCAGAAGAUCCUGCUGGAUACCAUCCAGCUGGUGCAGUCGCUGCGCAGCUACCUGCCGCCGCCGCACAUCCAGGUCACCUCGUGGAAGAACGACGACAAACUACGUUCGAACAACAUGGAGGAGAUUGAAAAUCGCAAAAUAGUGAGCGGCAACUAGCCCCAGAGUCUGCGGCUGAGCGCCCUCUCACUCUAGGUAGUCCCUCACUUCUGU
This is a messenger RNA of Cydia amplana, 1498 nucleotides long. RefSeq lists its product as uncharacterized. The record is from RefSeq and is a predicted model, not a curated record. The coding region runs from base 200 to 1444 and encodes 414 amino acids. NCBI's taxonomy places the organism in Eukaryota, Metazoa, Arthropoda, Insecta, Lepidoptera, Tortricidae. The transcript is spliced from 9 exons.